AUGCCUCGAACUCGCCGUCAACACCUCGAACCCGACCGGAAGAAGGCACCGCCCUCAUCUACAGUGCCAUUGUUGAUGGGAUCGGGGCGGAAGUUGGUCAUCAUUGGAGACGGUGCUUGUGGAAAAACCAGUUUACUCAGUGUCUUCACCCUUGGCUAUUUCCCAACUGUGCCGACGGUAUUCGAGAACUACGUGACGGAUUGUCGAGUCGAUGGUCGCUCAGUGCAAUUAGCACUUUGGGAUACCGCGGGACAAGAAGACUACGAGAGAUUACGACCACUGGCCUACUCCAAAGCACAUGUUCUUCUGAUCGGAUUCGCGGUGGACACGCCAGAUUCGCUGGCCAACGUGAAGCACAAGUGGAUCGAAGAAGCGAACGAACGAUGUCCCGGUGUGCCGAUUAUCCUGGUCGGCCUGAAGAAGGAUCUCCGUGAAGACCCGCUGGCGAUCGAAGAAAUGCGCAAAAAGUCGCUGAAGUUCAUCACGACCAAAGAAGGCCACGAGACCGGAACACAAGUUGGAGCGCGCAAAUACCUCGAGUGCUCAUCCUUGACGGGCGAGGGUGUCGACGACGUCUUCGAGGCGGCCACACGCGCCGCACUCCUCACAUUCGACAAGCGCAAAAGCUCAUGCUGCGUGGUUCUAUAA
Messenger RNA from Penicillium alfredii, 648 nucleotides. RefSeq lists its product as uncharacterized. Gene Ontology annotation, molecular function: GTP binding; GTPase activity. Lineage: Eukaryota; Fungi; Ascomycota; Eurotiomycetes; Eurotiales; Aspergillaceae. The transcript has 4 exons. The record is from RefSeq and is a predicted model, not a curated record. Bases 1 to 648 code for a protein of 215 amino acids. Gene Ontology annotation, biological process: small GTPase-mediated signal transduction.